Molecule: messenger RNA, 1843 nt
Organism: Nymphaea colorata (pocket water lily)
Lineage: Eukaryota; Viridiplantae; Streptophyta; Magnoliopsida; Nymphaeales; Nymphaeaceae
Product: 30S ribosomal protein S1, chloroplastic
Exons: 7
Biological process (GO): translation
Cellular component (GO): chloroplast stroma
Molecular function (GO): mRNA binding; structural constituent of ribosome
Source: RefSeq, a predicted model, not a curated record
CUUGUGACUUCUACAGGGGAGUAUUGGAGGAUAAAGUUCGUGGUGGUGAUUUUAUCCCUCGAGGUGAAUUCCUCUCUCUCUCUCUCUCUCUUAUCUAGUGCAUCGUGGGACAAUCUUCGUGAGUUGAGAGGUCUGGUGGUGGUUAGUUCUUUUCGAGCUUCUCCAAGAAGCAAAAUUUCUCCGACUUUCUCCUUGUCUCUGGAAAUGGCUGGCUUGGGUCUGAGGUGCCCCUCCCUCUCGUCCUCUUCGCUGUUCAACAAAACUAUCCUCUCGGGCGAGAGGGCACUUGUUCCAUGGAGGAUUCCCAAGAGACAGUCGAGGUGGACAGCUUCGGCGGCGGUGGCCAUUUCCAACACGCAGACAAGGGAGAGGCAGCGGCUCAAGGAGUUAUUCGAGGAAGCCUAUGAGAGGUGCCGAACGGCUCCUGCCGACGGCGUCUCCUUCACCGUCGAGGAUUUCAUCUCCGCCCUCGACAAGUAUGACUUCGAUUCCGAAGUGGGCACCAAGGUUAAAGGUACAGUAUUUCGUACAGAUCUUAAUGGAGCACUAGUUGAUAUAACAGCAAAGUCUUCAGCGUAUUUGCCUCUUCAAGAAGCUUGCAUACACAAAAUUAAGCAUGUCGAGGAGGCCGGAAUUUUUCCCGGCCUGCAAGAGGAGUUUAUGAUUGUUGGUGAAAAUGAAAAGGAUGACAGCUUGAUUCUUAGCUUACGUUCGAUUCAAUAUGAUCUUGCAUGGGAAAGAUGUAGACAACUGCAAGCUGAGGAUGUCGUCGUUAAGGGUAAGGUUGUUGGGGGUAACAAGGGAGGCGUGGUGGCUGUUGUUGAGGGUUUACGUGGAUUUAUUCCUUUUUCACAGAUAUCAUCGAAAGCAACUGCUGAAGAACUCCUAGACAAAGAGCUGCCUCUGAAAUUUGUAGAAGUUGAUGAAGAACAGUCCCGCCUUGUUUUAAGUAACCGUAAAGCCAUGGCAGAUAAUCAAGCACAGCUUGGAAUUGGUUCAGUUGUGAUUGGUACGGUGCAGAGUUUGAAGCCAUAUGGUGCCUUCAUCGAUAUUGGUGGAAUUAAUGGACUUCUACAUGUCAGUCAGAUCAGUCAUGAUCGUGUUUCAGAUAUUGCAACUGUCUUGCAGCCUGGUGAUACUCUCAAGGUUAUGAUACUGAGCCAUGAUCGUGAGAGGGGCAGAGUGAGUCUAUCUACAAAGAAACUUGAGCCAACCCCAGGUGACAUGAUUCGCAAUCCAAAGCUUGUGUUUGAGAAGGCGGAUGAGAUGGCUCAGACAUUCAGGCAAAGAAUAGCUCAAGCAGAAGCAAUGGCUCGGGCUGACAUGUUGAGAUUCCAACCCGAGAGUGGAUUGACCUUGAGCUCCGAUGGGAUAUUAGGCCCACUGACAUCCGAUUUGCCUGCUGAGGGUGUUGAUCUAAAUGAUGUUCCUUCGGCCGAGGAGCUGUAAAUAAUGAUCAUCUUCGCCUUUGUCAUUUCUUGGUUCUCCAUGGAAGGAAAUAUCCCUAUGCAACAUCGAGCACGUUGGCAGCUCCAUUCAGUUCCAUGAUGCAGGUUCAAAAUGAAUAGAAUGAACUUGAACAGGAGGCCUAGAUGUUACCUGGAUCUGUUUUCAUUCAUGAUAGCAGGUGUGCAUGUAGAAUUGUUCCUGCCAUGUAGGAAAAGGGAAUGAUGAGGUUGCAGUAUUGUUCCUUUUUGUUUUGCAAGGAUAUUUAGCAGUUUCGUACUUUAGAAAGGACUGUGCUUCCUUGCCUGAUAUGUGUGCAUGUUAGAGAGUGAAAAAGAGUUGGUUCGCUUGUGGUUGCAAUGAGACUCGCUUGAACAGGAAAAACCUCUCUUUCUUA